Chrysoperla carnea is the source of this 2575-nucleotide messenger RNA. RefSeq names its product zinc finger protein 699-like. Gene Ontology annotation, molecular function: zinc ion binding. The transcript is spliced from 2 exons. Gene Ontology annotation, cellular component: nucleus. The record is from RefSeq and is a predicted model, not a curated record. NCBI's taxonomy places the organism in Eukaryota, Metazoa, Arthropoda, Insecta, Neuroptera, Chrysopidae. Bases 26 to 1603 code for a protein of 525 amino acids.
AGCUAUUCGACAAAAAUGUACCAAAAUGGACAUAAAAUGUGUUUUAGUGUCUGAUUUUGAGAAAGUUUGUCGUAUUUGUAUGAAAUUCGUCAAAACAUUUUUACAAAUUAACUCGUUUAAAAUAAUUGAUAUGAUAACAGCAUUCGCUUCUGUACAGAUUUGGGAAAAUGAUGGACUACCAAAUCAAAUAUGCAACGAAUGUUUUCUUCAACUACAAAACACCAUUAGUUUUAAACAAUUAUGUGAAAAUUCAGAUAAUACUUUUCGUCAAAUUAUUGAACAGGAUAAAAGUAAUUUUUGGAACAACCAAAAUGACUUGGAAAAUGUGAAAAAUGAAGAAUUUUCUACUCUAAAUUAUCCAAUUUACAUUAAAGAAGAGACAGAUGUUGAAACUAUUGCAAAUCAAGACAAGGAUGAUUCCAACAAAACACAAAACAACCUUGAAGAAACGGUGGAAAUUAAAAAAGAAGAUAAAUCAGAAUCGAAUAGAAAAAGUACAAAGAAGAAAACCAUCCUACAUAAGUUCGAAGAAGAAAGUGAUGGAUUUGAAAAUACAAAUGAUGAAAAUUAUUCUAGUUAUGACAGUGAGAAUGAAAAGUUAUCCGAUUUAAAACUACAACUACCGAAGAUAAGUGAAUACGAAUGUGAAACAUGUUCUAAGACAUUUAAAAAAGUCGAUGCUCUUGGUUGGCAUAUGAAAAGAACGCAUAAAGCAAAAGGUGUUAAAUGUGGACGAUGCUCAGUAGUUUGUUAUCAUUCGUUACAUUUACGUGCCCAUGUAAAGUCACAUAAUAGAUGUGCCAUUUGCUAUUCUUCAUUUUCAACCCGAAAAAAAUUAGUAGAACAUAAAUUAACACAACAUAAAAUAAAUGAAAAAUCUAUUAAAUGUGAUACUUGUAAAGAAACAUUUCAAACAAAGCGUGAUUUACAAAAACAUAUGCGUAAAAUCCAUCCAAAAAGGAUGCUCUCAAAAGACAAGGCAAGAAUUAAGUACGAUAAACAGGACGCUAAUUGUGAGAUUUGUGGUAAAUCAGUACGUCGACGUAAUCUAAGACUGCAUUUGGGUACACACAGUGAACACGCCGAGAAUCUAAAAGUUAAACUGAACGUAAAUUGUGAGGUUUGUGGUAAAUCUAUACGACGACAUCAUCUACGCUCGCAUAUGUUAACACACAGAGAACUUAAUAACCUAACUUGUCGAUAUUGUGCAAAAGAAUUUACAACACCAGAAGCACUUCAGGAUCAUGAGCAAGUUUCUCACAAGAAAUGUUUAUGUGAUCAUUGUGGACUUAGGUUGCGUUCUAAUCAACUAAAAAAACAUUUAUUAACCCACACCAAGGAACGGCCACAUGCUUGUGAUCGAUGCGAUAAAACUUAUCGCCACGGUUAUGAAUUAAAAACGCACAUAUCACGUGUUCAUUUGAAUGAACGUAAUUUUGUUUGUACAUUCUGUUCCCAAGCAUUCUUUGAUAAGGUUAUCCUAUUAAAACAUGUAAGACGACAUACUGGUGAAAAGCCAUUUAAAUGUCAAAUGUGUGAAAAAUGUUUUAUACAAAAAGCUGCUUUAGAUGUGCAUAUGAAAACUCAUACGAAUUUGUUAUAAAAUUUAAAAAAAAAUUCACCAGUCUUGGUCGAAUUUAAUCGUUGGCGCCUCUGAUGAAGUCAUAGAGAUAUCAUUAGAUAGAGUGCACGAGUGUCUAUGCUAGCCAUAAGUGAGAGUGUCCGCAGGUAAGAGAAAGAACGCUGUUGAGCUAUUCUAUGAUACGGUAGCUCGGCGGCGAUUUCUCUCUUACCUGCGGACACUCUCACAGCUCUCUCUUGCACUCGUUGAAAGUUGAAAGUUCUUAUAAGAUAUUCAUAUCUUGGGCAUACCGAGGAUGGGACAAAUCAGAGUAGCUGCCUUCCCUUAGACAUGGAGCUACCAUAGAUUAAAUUAACUAAGAAUGUGUAUAUGCCAAAGUACUAUUGAAUUAAUGACAUUUUUGGAUCGUAAAUUUCUUACCACCCUCCCUCUAAUCCAAAAAUUACUACCUGCCGUUGGAGCCAAUAGUGACAUGAUAAACUACAAAAUACUUGUUUAGGAAAGGAGAAUAUUGAGACCACAGAAUAUUUUUUCGUUUAAUAUUUUAAUAUACCUAACGUUUUUCAAAGGAGCGACUUUUGAGAACUACAGAAUACUUCCAAAGAAAAUAGAAAUGUUAAUACCCUUUUUUGUAUAUUUGGUUUGAAUUUGUUCUCAAAUUUUUUAAGUAAUUUUUUAGGCACGUUAUGAAAAAAUGAUGAGAGUGACUUUUUAUGAUGCUAGCGCAUAGGGUGACACGAAAAGUACAUGGUGAAGUUAGUUAAAAUUUUUAACACCAUGAAGUUAGUCGAUAAACGAAAUGCUACUCAAGGAUAGACAAAUGUCACUCAAGCAUAGACAAACAUUAAUGAAUCGUAAUUGAAAUGAAAAGGUCUAUAGAUAGGUUAACUGGACUAUGUAUUAUUUGAUUACAUUAUUUAUAAAUAAUUAUAUUUGUUAUUAAUUAAUUAAACAUUUAAUUUUUUUUAAUAGGCGCUGAUAGCAUCAUAAAUA